AUGACUAAAAUACUUAUCUUUUUUUUUACAUUAAGUAGCUUUUUUUCGUAUAUUUUUACAUGCAUUCAUGUUGAAGACACUUUUAAAAUUAAACUAAAAAAAAUAAAUACUGGAGAUUUUUUAAAAAUAUGUUGCAACAACUUUUGUUCUUAUUUGAAAUAUGAUGUAACUAAAAAAACAUAUUUACUGAUUAAAAAAAAUGUUGCAUUGUAUAGUUGUACAAAUAUGAUGAAGCUAUAUUAUUCUAACGGUCAUUCCUAUUUUACACAUUUUCUUUUUGUCAACAUUGAUCAAGUAAUUGAAUUUAUUGAUUCUUUUGAAGAAGAAAAAAAAAAAUUCCUUUUUUGGAAACCUUUCUUUGAAUUAAUAGAAAUAAUUAAGGAAAAAAAAUACAUUUAUAGUCCUCUAGGAUAUUAUCAGAAAAACAAUUUUAAUUCAAAAAAUAAAUUAAAUUAUUACAAUAAUAAUGAAUUAGCUAAUCAUACAAAAAAAUACAGUAUUUGUGAAGAAAAAAAAAAAAAAGAAGAAGAUACCAAUACUAAAAAUGAUGAAAUUUUUGAAAAAUGUAAAGAUUAUCUUAAAAAGCAUAAUAAAAAUAAUAUUUAUAAUAUGGGUUCGUUAAUACAAAACUUUAGAGAAAUAAUUGUUGAAAUGAAAAAAGAAAAAAUUGAUAUUUUUGGUAAUUCAAAACAUGUUGCAAAUAAAUUUGGAUAUUCUAAUAAUAUAAUUAAUAAUAAUAAUAAGAACUCAAGUAAUAUAGUAGAAAAAUAUAAUUCAUUUCAUAAAAUAUGGGAAAAUUAUUUAAAGAAAAAUAUUUUUAUUUAUAAUCCUAUAUUUUUAUUUCUAUUUGAAGAUCAAAAUAUUUGGAAUUUUAGUAUAAAAGAGAUUGAUACAAGUUUAGAUACAAAUUAUAAAAAAAAAGGAAAUAUGCAGAAGAAAAAUUAUAAAGAAUUUUUGCGAAAAGAAAUUGUAUUAUUUCUUUUUAUUAUUUUAACGAUACUUGUUCAAAUAUUUUUAAAAAGAAAAAAAUGUAAAAUAAAAGCUGGAAAAAAAUACACAAAAAAUAAGUACAGAAUUACUCAAAACAGACUUGCUGAAAUUCAUGUAGAAUAUAAUAACAAAAUACAAACAAAUGUUGGUUCUAAAAUAAAAGAUAUUACAGAUGAAGAUUUGAUAAAUUUAAUGGCCCAUAAUAAAGCAGAGAUAAUAAUUGUUUGUCAACCUUAA
Molecule: messenger RNA, 1227 nt
Organism: Plasmodium gallinaceum
Lineage: Eukaryota; Apicomplexa; Aconoidasida; Haemosporida; Plasmodiidae
Product: conserved Plasmodium protein, unknown function
Exons: 1
Coding region: 1-1227 (408 amino acids)
Source: RefSeq, a predicted model, not a curated record